ACAACAAGAUAAUUCCUUUUUUCUUCUCUUGGAGGCCUUUCUGUUUAAAGACGUUUUAGCUGGAAGAUGCUAAUUAUCAAAGAGGAGAAAGUGACACCUGAAGAGUUCAUUUUCCAUCUUCGUCUUUGGUUUUUCCUUUGAACUCUCUUUACACGGCCCUCUUCCCCACUUUGUCACUUCUCCCCCACCAUCAUAAAAGACAGCUCUUCCUUGGCCAGGCGGCAGAACUUUCUCACUUACCAGGGAGCCAUUCCCUCUGCAGCUGUCUCGCAGGCAUGGACAACCUGCGCGAGACCUUUCUCAGCCUCGAGGAUGGCUUGGGCUCCUCUGACAGCCCUGGCCUGCUGUCUUCCUGGGACUGGAAGGACAGGGCAGGGCCCUUUGAGCUGAACCAGGCCUCCCCUUCUCAGAGCCUUUCCCCGGCUCCAUCGCUGGAGUCCUAUUCUUCUUCUCCCUGUCCAGCUGUGGCUGCGCUGCCCUUUGAGCAUGGCGGGGCCAGCAGUGGGGGCAGCGAUGGUUGCAGUGUCGGUGGGGCCAGCGGCUUGGUAGAGGUGGACUACAAUAUGUUAGCUUUCCAGCCCACCUACCUCCAGGGUGGUGGUGGCCCCAAGGCCCAGAAGGGCACCAAAGUCAGGAUGUCUGUCCAGCGGAGGCGGAAAGCCAGCGAGAGGGAGAAGCUCAGGAUGAGGACACUGGCAGAUGCACUACAUACCCUCCGGAAUUACCUGCCACCUAUCUACAGCCAGAGAGGCCAGCCGCUCACCAAGAUCCAGACACUCAAGUACACUAUCAAGUACAUCGGGGAACUCACAGACCUCCUCAAUCGCGGCAGAGAGCCCAGAGCCCAGAGCGCGUGAGCUCUGUCCGGGGAAGCUGACCAGUUCCAGCCUCCCGGGCAGGAGUAGAGGAGCUUCGAAGACCUGGACGUCUUACUGAACAAUGAUUGGCAUAGAGUGAUUUUUAUGUAGUGAGCGUGGUAAUCUUGUGAUCUGAAAAACCCUAAGGGAAUUCACAUCUGACCUGCUGGACCCACCAGGACGCUUACCUGACAGAUGAGCAGAGACUUUCGCCUCCAUUUUUUUCCACCAUCUCUGGGAGGCUCAUCCUUUGCAAAGAGACAUAUUAUUUUGCUCUUCUCUGUCUUUCAAGGUAUUUGAGAGGGUCAGUGAUUUUAAAUGCAUUUUUUCAAUGAUGUAAAAGUGUUGCAGUUAACCUCCUGCCAUUUCGGUGUUGAGAACUUUUCUUCUGUUGAUAACUAAACUUGUAUUUUGUAUAGGAUCCAGUGUGAUACCUGGAUUCUUAUUUAGAAAGAUUUGUGCCAGGUAAAGGGCUUUAGUGCUCCUGUUUCAUGUUGUGUGUGUAUGUGUGUGUGUGUUUGACUGAAAUCAUGCUCUUUUAGAAUCAAAAUCACUUAAAUGCAGAAGGCACUGGUGUCAUGAUAAAUGGAAAGUCAUAGGCAGAUAGACUAAGUUAAGACAGUGAACAUCCCAAAGGCCAGAGCCUCCUCUGCAUAGGCAGACAGCUUGUGUGACAGAGAAGGAGGGUAUGGGAAGGAGGAGGAGGAGGAGACAGCACCUCAGGGUGGGCCUGAAGCAGGUUGGGUGGGCAGGGGCUCCCUGUCCUUUGUCCUGGGCCGGGUAUGAAUAGGAACUUAUUUAGCCGUUUCACUUACUUGUUUGUCAAAUAAAGAGAUGGUCUCAAAAAAAAAAAAAAAAAAAAAAAAAAAAAAGCUAUUUGAAUCCAUAGAGAAUAAGUAAAAGGGUCGGUAUUUAACUCAACAGUCUCUGACCCCUCUAAAGCCAUUUACUUCUUCAUCUUCCCCUCCUUUCCAUCUGCCUCCCCCCAGCCCCAGAUACCCCACAUGCACCCAUCACACACACACACACACACACACACACACUCUUCACAGUGCCUUGCCUUAGGGUGGGUAUCUCUAGCACCCUCAGUUUAGCUCAUUUGAAUGGCACAGGACAUUGA
This is a messenger RNA of Sapajus apella (tufted capuchin), 1977 nucleotides long. RefSeq names its product mesogenin 1 (gene MSGN1). Gene Ontology annotation, molecular function: protein dimerization activity; RNA polymerase II cis-regulatory region sequence-specific DNA binding; DNA-binding transcription factor activity, RNA polymerase II-specific. The record is from RefSeq and is a predicted model, not a curated record. Lineage: Eukaryota; Metazoa; Chordata; Mammalia; Primates; Cebidae. The transcript has a single exon. Gene Ontology annotation, biological process: mesoderm formation; regulation of transcription by RNA polymerase II. Bases 276 to 857 code for a protein of 193 amino acids. Gene Ontology annotation, cellular component: nucleus.